AUGAUGGAGCCUACAUCCUCCUACCUUUCUGGAUACUGUAUGUGCUUGAUUCUCUUGCAAAUGAUGACAUUAACUUCAGAGAAACUGAUGGUGACUGUUCCCAAGGGGCACUUGGUGGCUAGAAUAGGAGGACAGGCUGCUCUCAGCUGCCAGUUGUCCCCACAACAAAGCGCAGAGCACAUGGAGGUGCGCUGGUUCAGAGGUGACAAUUUCAGGCUUGUUCAUUUAUACAGAGGCGGUCAUGAAGUAAAUGGAGAAGUUGCCCCUGAAUAUGUAAAUCACACAGAGUUUGUGAAAGAGGCCAUGGGGGAGAGUAAAGUGACCCUCAAAAUUCAUAGUGUCAGCAUUUCUGAUAAUGGACCAUACAGGUGUUCAUUUAAAGGCACUGACUUCAGUGAUGCAGCUGGCAUGAACCUACAUGUGGCAGCACUUGGCUUGGAGACACAGAUUCAUGUCCAGGUUCCUGUUAGUGAUGGACUCGUGGUGGAGUGUAACUCAGGAGGGUGGUUUCCACAGCCCCAAAUGGAGUGGAGAAACAGCAGGGGAGAGGUUGUUCCAUAUUCAUCAAAAUCAUACUCCCAGGAUGGAGCCAGAUUGUUCCACAUGAAGAUGACUCUUCUCCUCAGAAACCUGUCAGAGAGCAUUAUGUGCUGUUUCAACCCUGUAAAAGGGGAAGAGAAAUUAACAAGUAUCAUCCUAGCAAGUGCCCUCUUUAAUAAGGACUACCUUAGAGUGAAUGUUUUAUUUUCAGUUCCAUGCAUAAUAUUACUUUUGAAGUCAAUGUACAUGUGCCUUUCCUAUUACUCCCAAAAAGGUAACUGA
Molecule: messenger RNA, 822 nt
Organism: Marmota monax (woodchuck)
Lineage: Eukaryota; Metazoa; Chordata; Mammalia; Rodentia; Sciuridae
Product: selection and upkeep of intraepithelial T-cells protein 7-like
Biological process (GO): T cell receptor signaling pathway; regulation of cytokine production
Cellular component (GO): external side of plasma membrane
Molecular function (GO): signaling receptor binding
Source: RefSeq, a predicted model, not a curated record